AUGACUUCCACGAUCGGCAUUCCGAUCAAGCUACUCAACGAGGCCACUGGACAUCAAGUCACAGUCGAGAUCGACUCCGGCCAGACUUACCGCGGCAAACUCAUCGAGGCCGAAGACAACAUGAACGUCCAACUCGAGAACAUCAACGUCACCCAGCGAGACGGUCGCGUCACCCAUCUUGAUCGCGUGUACAUCCGCGGCUCGCACGUACGACUAUUCAUCGUUCCCGACAUGUUAAGAAACGCGCCUAUGUUCAGGAGCAGAGGUACACGAGGUCGUGGUGUGGGUCUUGCGCGAGGAAGAGCGACGGUGAACAGGGCAAGAGGUUCUGGCAGAGGAGGCAGAGGAUAG
Molecule: messenger RNA, 351 nt
Organism: Fulvia fulva
Lineage: Eukaryota; Fungi; Ascomycota; Dothideomycetes; Mycosphaerellales; Mycosphaerellaceae
Product: Small nuclear ribonucleoprotein Sm D3
Exons: 2
Coding region: 1-351 (116 amino acids)
Biological process (GO): RNA processing; spliceosomal snRNP assembly
Cellular component (GO): pICln-Sm protein complex; SMN-Sm protein complex; U1 snRNP
Molecular function (GO): RNA binding
Source: RefSeq, a predicted model, not a curated record